AUGACGGACCGCGGCUACGUCUACCUGCUAAACCACCUCUACCGCCCGACAAGCACGCUCCCGCUCGCGACCGUGCAGGCCUCGCUCGCGCACUACCUCGCGCACCUGCAGCCGACCCCGACGUCGCUUGCGGGCACGCUCGUCGGCAGCCCGCUCUUCCGCCCGUUCGCGCACGCGAAGCUCGCCGCGCUCUGUACUGCCCUUCGGCACGCGUUGCGUAUCCGCGUCGGGCUCCUCCGCGCCGAGUCGCGCGGCGUGUUCGUGCGCGGCGUCGGCGCGCGGACGACGGAGUGGGUCGGGUGGGUGCUGGAGGGCCUCCGCGGCGGGCACCCUGUCAUGCGCCUCGUGUGUUGUGGGGGCCUGCUGCUCGGCAUGGAGGAUCUGGACGGUGUGUUGCAUGUGCGCGAGGGCAAGAUGCGCAAGGAGGUGGAGGAAGAGAUCGUACUUGCUCUGGCGGAAGUCAUCGACACGUACUCGCGCAAGGAGUCGUCGGCUGAUUGGGAGAAGGACUUUAGGUCAGAAGGGCAGGACAGUGAAGAUCCACUCUCUUUAACUCUCCUGAUUUCGUCGGAGUUUGUUCCUUUGGUAUCCAUUCCCAGACUGAGGACGCUACCUCUACCUCUACUAGCAGACCUAAUUGCCUCGACCAUCGAGUCUACGUUCCAACAGGGGACGUUUCUUUCCGGUGUAUCCUCCUCCAUCUCCACUGACAAGGAUGGCAAACUGGUGCUCGCACCGAAUUCUCUGUUUGCGCACAAUAUUCGCGCCAUCACAGCGUCCCAGUAUCUCUCCUCCAUGGGCCCCCUCUCCAGGUUCUGUGCACUCGUAAUAUCGGUGCUCGCAGAGUCCCGACCGCUACGAGGGUGGCCAGUGAUGGCGCAGGCGAUGUGGAGAAUGGAAUCAAUCGCGCAGAAGGCUGAAGCGGACUGGAUCGUCUGUCCGCUCGCUGCUGUCACAGAUGAGAACGAUAUUGCGCCCGAGUCUCGCGAGUUGACUACGGCUGUAUGGACCAUCUUGAAGACCGAGCUGUUCAUGACUAUUAUGAUCACGCAGUCCGUUUUGUCCACCGUUGUAUAUGUCCCCCAUCCGACCACAAGGCUCUCCACCGCUCCCGAGCCGUCCGACGAAUCGGGGGAUCUCUCUCCGUUCUCGCUCUCUGCGACCGCGCUCAGCACACUCUCGCACCUGUCCUUUGUGAUACAGCAAUUCGGCGGUGUCACCUCUACCUCGGAAGGUGGAUUUGCGGAGCUCAAGAGGGUCUUCUACAUGGCGCUCGACGUUCUGUCGGCGAGCCCGGUGGAGAGCGAGCACUUCGUGCUCGAUCUAUCUGACACGUUCAAGGGAGCGGAAGCCGUCCCACCUGCGAAAAAGGCAUAUGCCCUGGCUUGUAUCGAGCAGCUCGUACCUGUGCUGAGCGACGAGCGUAUCAAGGCAGACGUCUUCCCGUUGUGUCUGCCGCACCUCUUUGACCCGAGCCACCGCGAGACGUAUGAGUCUGCGCACUCGGUCAUGCUCGCCGUGUUCGCCUCGCAUGCGCAGAAGGCGGGCGAGCGCGGCCGUCAAGGGCGGUCGGCGGCCGGUUCUGCCGCUAGAUCUGGUGCAGAGUCUGCGUCCGCAUUCGCCGAGGAGGUGGUUCCGUUCUACGUGCAAUGUCUCAUCGACAAUUCUGGCGAGGGCAAAAUGAGCACGGCGCAGCUCUGCUUGGCGUAUGCUGCCGUCGUCCGCAGCGCAAGCGCCUUCGGCGCGCAGAGACAGGACGGGGACGCCGUCGCUUGGCUCUGCGUCGACACACUCCUUGACGCGAUCUACCAGACCGCCUCGCACUCACGCUCUCCCGACGCCAACGCAGGCGCACCCGCCCCUGCCCCGGGCGCCGCGGCGAAGCAUUUGCACCGUCUCCACCUGGCACUCGUCACGACUGUGCCGUGCCUGUCCCUCGCGCUCCUCCCCAGGGUCCUGCGCGAAAUUAAGGACUUCAUCAUGCACUCCUCGUCACCGGUGGACCGCUCCCCGCCUUCCACAUCCGCCUCUGCGUCUGCGCCAGAGCAGCGUAGGACCGAGCUCGUGCGCAGACUCUUCAGUGAGCUCUCCGAGAAUACCGGCGACGCGGAGAAGGCGUUCGGCAUGCGGUGGUGGUAUGAGAACCGCGAGGUGCUCGUGGGGACCUCCGGUCCGAAUCUCAGUGUGAGCGGGCUCGGAGAUCGUGGGUCAGAGAAGGGUAGCGCUCCUGCACCGGAGCGUGAUGACCUGGUUGCCAAAUUGUGA
Messenger RNA from Sparassis crispa, 2265 nucleotides. RefSeq lists its product as hypothetical. NCBI's taxonomy places the organism in Eukaryota, Fungi, Basidiomycota, Agaricomycetes, Polyporales, Sparassidaceae. The coding region runs from base 1 to 2265 and encodes 754 amino acids. The record is from RefSeq and is a predicted model, not a curated record. The transcript has 8 exons.